AUGAACUACGAGAACUUACAUGCAGCUCUGGGAGUAGAGACUGAUGAUGAAGGAGUAGGGACUGAUAUUAAAGUAGUAGGGACUGAUGAUAAAGGAGUAGGGACUGAUGUUAAAGUAGUAGGGACUGAUGAUGAAGGAGUAGGGACUGAUUAUGAAGGAGUAGGGACUGAUGAUGAUAGAGUAGGGACUGAUGAUGAAGGAGUAGGGACUGAUAUUGAAGUAGAAGCAUAUGAUAAUGGUGUAGGGACUGAUAUUGGAGUAGUAGGGACUGAUAAUAAAGGAGUAGGGACUGUUAUAGAAGUAGUAUGGACUGAUGAUGAAGGAGUAGGGACUGAUUAUGAAGGAGUAGGGACUGAUGAUGAUAGAGUAGGGACUGAUGAUGAAGGAGUAGGGACUGAUAUUGAAGGAGUGGGAACUGAUUAUGAAGGAGUAGGGACUGGUUUUAAAGGAGUAGGGACUGGUUUUAAAGGAGCAGGGACUGAUGAUGGAGUAGGUACUGAUGAUGAAGGAGUAGGGACUGGUUUUAAAGGAUUAGGGACUGAUGAUGAAGUAGUAGGGACUGAUGAUAGAGGAGUAGGGACUGGUUUUAAAGGAGUAGGGACUUAUGACGGAGUAGGUACUGAUGAUGAAGGAGUAGGGACUGAUUUCAAAGAAGUAGGGACUGGUUUUAAAGGAGCAAGGACUGAUGAUGGAGAACGUACUGAUGAUGAAGGAGUAGGGACUGGUUUUAAAGGAUUAGGGACUGAUGAUGAAGUAGUAGGGACUGAUGAUAAAGGAGUAGGGACUGGUUUUAAAGGAGUAGGGACUGAUGAUGGAGUAGGUACUGAUGAUGAAGGAGUAGGGACUGGUUUUAAAGAAGUAGGGACUGGUUUUGAAGGAUUAGGGAUUGAUGAUGAAGUAGUAGCGACUGAUUAUAAAGUGAUAGGACUGAUAAUGAAGUAG
This is a messenger RNA of Nematostella vectensis (starlet sea anemone), 942 nucleotides long. Its product is annotated as golgin subfamily A member 6-like protein 2. The transcript has 2 exons. NCBI's taxonomy places the organism in Eukaryota, Metazoa, Cnidaria, Anthozoa, Actiniaria, Edwardsiidae. The coding region runs from base 1 to 942 and encodes 313 amino acids. The record is from RefSeq and is a predicted model, not a curated record.